AUGCCCAACAGCAGCUCCAUCAGCGACUUCCUCCUCCUGGCGUUCACAGACACGCGGAAGCUGCAGCUCCUGUUCUUCUGCCUCUUCCUGGCCAUCUACCUGGCUGCCCUCCUGGGCAACGGCCUCAUCAGCACAGCCGUAGCCUGCGACCACCGCCUGCACACCCCCAUGCACUUCUUCCUCCUCAACCUCGCCCUCCUCGACCUGGGCUGCAUCUCCACCACUCUCCCCAAAGCCAUGGCCAAUGCCCUCUGGUGCACCAGCACCAUCUCCUUCUCAGGAUGUGCUGCACAGGUCUUCUUUUUAUUAUUUUUAUUUUCUGCAGAGAUUUUUCUUCUCGCCAUCAUGUCCUAUGACUGCUAUGUUGCCAUCUGCAAGCCCCUGCACUACGGGACCCUGGUGGGCAGCAGAGCUUGUGCCACCAUGGCAGCAGCUGCCUGGGGCACUGGGAUUCUCUAUGCUGUGCUGCACACUGCCAGUACAUUUUCACAGCCACUGUGCCACGGCAAUGCUGUGGACCAGUUCCUCUGUAAAUUGGCCCAGAUCCUCAAGCUCUCCUGCUCAGAAUCAGACUACUUCAGGGAAGCUGGAAUUAUUUAUUUUAGCAUUUGUUUAGCCCUUGGGUGCUUUGUUUUCAUUGUGCUGUCCUAUGUGCAGAUCUUCAGGGCUAUCUUCAGGGCUGUGCUGAGGAUGCCCUCUGAGCAUGGACAGCACAAAGCCUUCUCCACGUGCCUCCCUCACCUGGCUGUGGUCUCCCUCUUUGUCAGCACUGACUUUUUUGCCUACCUGAAGCCCCAUUCCCUCUUCUCCCCAUCCCUGAACCUGAUGGUGUCAUUUCUGUACUCGGUGGUGCCUCCAGCAGUGAACCCCAUCAUCUACAGAAUGAGGAACCAGGAGCUCAAGGAUGCCGUGAGGAAAAUGAUGUCAUGA
Numida meleagris (helmeted guineafowl) is the source of this 930-nucleotide messenger RNA. Its product is annotated as olfactory receptor 14C36-like. Gene Ontology annotation, molecular function: G protein-coupled receptor activity; olfactory receptor activity. Gene Ontology annotation, cellular component: membrane. The transcript has 2 exons. Gene Ontology annotation, biological process: G protein-coupled receptor signaling pathway. Lineage: Eukaryota; Metazoa; Chordata; Aves; Galliformes; Numididae. The record is from RefSeq and is a predicted model, not a curated record. Bases 1 to 930 code for a protein of 309 amino acids.